GCCAGCCUCUGCUGCUAAACAUCCUCGUCGCAGCCGGCCGAGGAUAUCCUGGCGGGCGCUCACGCGUGUCAGUGGGUCUUCUGCGCCGGCUUCUUUUGCUCAGUGCUCGCGCUUUGGGCUCAAUUGGCUGUGCUGUGUGAUGCGCCAGGACGGUUUUUAUAUCCACUCGUCUGGAGCUUCGAGCAUUCUCAUCCACAGAAAUUCAACGUCAGUCCCUCACUACAUCCGUCUACCUUUUUCUCAUUCGCACCUUUGACACCGGUCCGUCGAGCAGACUGUGUUUUUGACUUGCUUCCUCCACGGCAACGUCGUCUCUCCAGUCUACCCCUCCGCCCGCCACAUCACAUCCCGCUCCCUCUCUAGAAUUUUCAAAAAUCCUCAGGCAAGCCAACAAGCUGGCCAACUACGCGACUCCACCAGUCUCGCCCUUGGCGUAUCGGGCCCUCGAUCCGCCCUUCAACCUCCAGCUCAAAGGCCGGUCGACUGGGAUGGAAAACAAUGACCGUCGACAACGGACCAAUCCCUCAGGUUACGCAACUCAGCAAGGGCUUCUCCAGACGUCAGCCCAGUAUCCCGUGGUAAGCGCAUCCGACCGCUUCAGACAGACGCCCUUGGCUGCGCAGGCGCCGACGACCGCCCCGCCGUCUGGGAGUCGCGCGACGCAGAGUUACGGUUAUGCUUACGCCGAAGGUUCGCAGUUUGUGGGCUCCUCGAUCCAGCCCUCGGGGGUGCCGUACGGUACGCAGGAGUAUACACCGGAGCAGCAGCGGGCGUCACAGCAGCAGUACUCGCAGUAUGGCGGCAACGUCAUGUACAAUGUGCCGGGCCAGCAGGCGUCUGCAACACCGCAAUCGCCGUAUGAGUCUGUACAACAGUACCAGCCCCGGCAGAACACGGCUAUAGAGGUGCUCAGCACCGGAUUCGGGGUCCAGCCUGUUCCACAGCAAUAUUACGGUGUGCCCGGCGAGGGGGGCCCGACGAGCGCGCCUGCCUCUGCGCUGGCGCCGCAGAAUGUCCCUUCCCAGUACCCCUCAAUGGGCUAUACAACACAACAAAGCCCGGUCGGACGAGAGCCACUCGCGCCUUCCUACACUCAGCCCGGCAUGAGCGACCCGACCCAGGCGCCUUCCCAAGGGCCCUACGCCCAGCCCGCGCCCGCCAGCUACGGCGACCAGGGCGGCAACGAGUACGACGACUUCUACAACAACUACCAGACGGAGCUCAAGAAAACCUUUGAGUACACGCGCGACGGCCGCCUGAGUGAGGCCGCCGCGCAGCUGUUCAGGCUGUCCGACUGGCUGCUGCACUGGGCAGAGACCCUCGGCCUAGUACGCGACGAGGAGAACCAGUACACACAGCGCUUGAAGUUGUGGGAGGAGUUCAACAACUGCUGGCUUACUACGCUGCAGCGUCAGAAGGAGGUGAUGCAGGACAUGAUCACUACGGGCCAGCGCCCGCAGCCGCCCCAGUCCUUGAUCGACCCGGACUACCUCGAGAAGAUGGGCACGCAGCUCGUCAAAAACUGCGACAAUAUGGAGAAGCACGGCCUGGUCGACUAUCAGAUGGGUGUGUGGGAAGAAGAAAUCAUCGCCAUGUUGACGGCCUGUUUGGACUUGUGGGAAGAGGCAGGCAUCGGCUCAGCAUCUGCCUCGCAGCGCGCACCAUCCGCCUCAACAUCCCGAAGACGAUAGUACCUGCUUGCCGAACCGGGUCAUGUUGAUCCCCGUGUGGCUUUUGAUGGUGGCGCCUCAUCAACGCCAACCUAAUAGCGCAUGGGUCGCAGCCGAAGGGUUUUCGCAUAAGAUCUCGUGCACGACUACACCCCCACCUAAUUGCUACUUCUCGAAUA
This is a messenger RNA of Lindgomyces ingoldianus, 1849 nucleotides long. RefSeq lists its product as uncharacterized. The record is from RefSeq and is a predicted model, not a curated record. NCBI's taxonomy places the organism in Eukaryota, Fungi, Ascomycota, Dothideomycetes, Pleosporales, Lindgomycetaceae. The transcript has 3 exons. Bases 489 to 1691 code for a protein of 400 amino acids.